GAACUCAAUCGGAAAAUACAAUUAUUUGGGCCUUACCGAGUUGAAAAGGAAAAAGUCCAUGUAAAAUUCAAAAGAGCCGAUAAAAUGUCUCGACGCCGAUUGGAUUUUUCCCUUUAUCCGGCAGGAAAGGCCUCGACCCGGGACCCAAGUGGCGUGGAGCCCCUGGGAAGUGAUGAGGAUUACUCCCCGGAUGCCCUGGCCCGCCAGAACUACGAGCUGCGCAGUCGCCUGGAGGAGGAGUCCAACAAUUACAAACGUCGUUUGAGCACCUAUCGUCAGGCCCAGCAGCACCAGGCAGCCCUGGUCUCCCGUCUACAGGCAAAAGUCCUCCAGUACAAGCAACGGUGCUCUGAGCUCGAGAGCCAAAUGAUAGAGUCCCUCCCACUGAUGGAAACCACAAGAAUUCCCACAGUUUCAUCCAGCAGUACUUCCGCCCUGGAGGCAGCACACCAGACCCUCCGGGACAUUCGCGAGGAGCAGAUCCUGGACCUCGACACUGCCCUGCGAAAGCUCUCAGAGGAGCGCAGAAGAUCCGAGAAACUCAUCGAGCUGAAUGCAGCAUUGAAGAAUCAACUGGAGGAGUCAGUGAGAACGAAUGAGGCACUCACCAAUGAUCUCCAGAAGCUGGGGAACGACUGGGAGGUACUCCGUGAGGAGAUGAACAUCAAGGAGGACGAGUGGAAGGAGGAGGAGCUGGCGUUCAACGAGUACUACACCUCGGAGCACCACCGACUCCUCAAUCUCUGGCGUGAUGUUGUCGCCCUCAAACGCGUAUUCUCGGACAUGAAGUCCUCCACCGAGAGGGAUCUCACGAAAUUUCAGCACAAAUUGACAGCCGCCACCAAUGACAUGACAUCAGCCUGCAGUGGAGUGAAACUAGCGAUUCAGGUUCAGGCCUCUGCCACUCAGCCUCAGUUUCAGGGCUGCCAGGAGACGUCUGACAUUAAAUCGGAGAUGACAGCCUUGAGGAAUCAGCACGAGGUGGUGGUGAACGACGUCAGGAUGAAGGACGAGAGGAUCAAUCAAUUGAUACGAGAGAUUCACAAUCUUGAGGAGAGAUGUGGCGAGGCUGAGGCGAGUGUGGGACAGGCUGGAAGGAUUCAGGAGGAGAUGGAGAUCCUGGAGGCUGCCCUUAGGGACAUUGCUCAUGCUGUCAUCCAGGAUGCUGAGAGCAGAGAGGCUGAGAAUACCCAGGGACAGCAUGUACAUCUCUCCCAGAGUGCACCGAUACCUCAAAAGUCACCGAAGAGAUCCAAUCGCAGCAAUACUGUUCCAGCAUUUGCUGAGAGCACCAUCAGCGCUGUUCAAGCAUCUCUCCACAAGUAUCAAUUGGCAAUUCACGAGCUCCAGGUGAAGCUGCAGACCAGCCGGGAGCAGUUGGCACUCACCAAGAAGCAGGCUGACUCCGCUGAGGAGAGUGUCACAAUUCUCGAGGACAGGAGCACUGAGUUGAUCGUACAGUUGGAUAACUCCAGGGUCCAGUGUGCGCAGCUCAUUCAGGAGAGGGAUAUGCUGCAGAAGAGUCUGGAUCAGGCACGAGGGGACAAGAAUAAUUUAGAGAAGAGUAGAAUUGAGAUGAGUCACACCAUCGAGGAGCUCAAUAAUGACUACGAGAAACUCCAGAAGAUGAAUAAUAAAUUGCAGAAGUGCUGUGACAGCCUCGAGGAUGACAAACUCUACCUGCAGAGUGAACUGGAUAGGAUGGGUAAAGACAGUGAGAUCAGGGAGAUGAGUUUCAGGGCGGAGGAGGAGCGCUGCAGCAGAAUGAGGGAGGAGUUGUUGACUGUUAGGGAGGAAUUGAACAGAAUCUAUUUGUCCAGGGAUAUGCUGGAGCAGCAGAAACUCGAGGGUGAUAAUCUUCUGACGGUCAUCGAGAAGAACAAGGGUGAUGUUGAGCUAGAGCUGGAGAAAGUACUCCUGGAGAAGACUGAUCUGCACGAUGAGUUGAUGAAGAUGGAGGCGAUAUGUGGUAAUCACGAGAAGGACAAACAGAGGCUUGCUGAAGAAAUUAGGAGACUCGAGGAGGACAGGUCAAAGCUGAUUAAUCAGUGCAGCGAUCAGGCUGGUGAUCUCGGCUCUCUCAGGAAGGAGCUACUCCAGGCUGAACAGGCGAGACUGGAUUUGGAGUCUGACAAGGUGACGUUGCAUGAGAAGAUCAAGUUCCUGGAGAUUGAAAAGGAGAAAGUAGAGAUUGAGUUGGGACAGGUGACGAGGGAGAGGGGAGACUUGUCGAAUCAGUUGUCGAUGUUGGCGAGGAAGAAGGAGUCGUUGAAUGAGGAGCUCAUGAGGAUCAGGCAGAGACUGGAGCAGGCGAAUGAGAUGAAUGCCAGGUUGAACAGAAAUCUUGAAGAGUUGGUGAAAGAUAAUGAGGAGAAGCAGGUGCUCCUGGAGACGAAUGAGAAGGAAUUCCAGAGGAUGCAGGAGCUACUAGCGUCUAUGAGGACUGAGAAGGAGACGUUGGAGGGAGUUCUAUUUGAUACUCAGACUAAUCUCGAGGCAACGCACGCCAAAAAGAUUCAGCUGGAGAAGGAUCAGCAGGAGUUGUUGGUCAAGCAGGAGAGCCUCAAGGGACAGAUUGCGAGACUGAUGAAAGACCUGGAGAACAGUGAGAAAAGGGGACAGGAAAUUAAGCACAAUUUGACGCAGCAGAGGGGGAAUCAGGAGGCAGAGUUCCAGGGGAUAAUUGCGAAUCUCAAGAAGAACAGUGAAGACACUUGCAAAAAGCUCAACGAGGAGAAGGAGCAGGUGAGAUUAUCACUGGAGAAACGCCUCCAGCAGACGAUAACGUCCCUCGAGUCCCAGAAGGAGGAGGAGGUCAAUCAGCUCCAGAUGAGGAUCGACGAGCUCCAGCAGCACAUCGAUAAUCUCUGCCAGCAGCACGAGGAGGCCCUCCUCAGGGCUGAAAAUGACAAGCAACAGUCUCUCCUCAUUGCCCAUCACGAUCAGCAGGCGCUCAUGGAGAAGCUGGAGAAUCUCUAUCGAGAGCUCGAGGAGGAGAGAAAUACUCUGGAGCGUCUGCGAAGAGAGGCGAAUUCCAGAGCUGAACAGGACAGAAACAACAUCAAUCAAUUGAGGGACGAGUUGAACAGAUUGAGGACAAAACUGGAGGAGACAAAACUCCAGGAUGACGAGGAGAGGAUGCGACUGGAGCUUAAGAUCGAGGAUAUCGGGAAAGAGAGGGAGACGGUGCAGAAGGAGUGCGAAGAACUGAGAGUGCAGCUUCACGUUGCUGAGGACAAGGUCGACACUCUCCAGAAUCACCUCCAGGAGACGACGAGAAAGCUCAAGGACGCUGAGAAUACCAUCGAGACAGUCAGGAAGGAACUCGUUGACGUCAGGAGACAAUUGACAGAUUCUAAUUACGCGAUAGAGAAAUAUGGUAACACCAAUAAAGAUCUCCGGGAUCACGUGAAGAGGAUCGAGGGUGAUAAGCGAGAGCAGGCGAGAAGUCUGGAGGAAGCACACCAGAAGAUCGCCAGUCUUGAGGACACCAGGACGAAUCUAGAGGCGGAGAAGAAUCGAGUGCAGUUGCAGAUGAGAGAUAUGGAGCACGAGUUGAUACAGAUUCAGCAGCAGUUGCGGUUCACCCAGGACGAGCUCCAGAAGAGUCAGUCAGCGAAUUCCCAGGCGCAGACUGAGGAGCGCGAGCUCCAGGCGCGACUUGCCAACGAGACUGAGGAGCGUGAGAGGCUUCAGCUGCAGCUUCAUCAGUUGAAGAAACAAGUUGUGGAUCUGGAUAACAGUCUGGAGGUGACGAGAACAGAGUUGGGUAGAUUGAGGGCGCGAGGUGAUGAGGAGGACGAGAGGUGGAGGGGAAGGGAGCAAGAGCUGCUGAUGAGACUGGAGGACAGCCGGUGCAGGGAGAGAAAAUUGGAGGACCAGAAGCAUAAUCUUGAGGUUUGUCUUGCUGAUGCUUCGCAGCAGUUGCAGGAGCUCAAGGCGAGAUUGGGGGGAUCCGAGGGGAGAGUUCGUGCACUUGAUGGUCAGCUGACGCAGUUGGAGGCGGCGAAGAAGGAGGUGGAGCAGAAGCUGAGCAGCGUCGGCUCGACCCUGAGGAGAAUCGCUGGAAUUCAGCUGGAUGGAACUGUAAGUAUGCCAUUUAAACUGAUGAGUCCCUCGAGGAGGUGGAGUCCUGUUCGUUCCCAUCAGGAGCACGACGGCAAGUGUGAUGUUAUCCUCGAUGUUGACCCUGAGGCUGUGAGGAAGGGUGUGAGAGCCCUGAUGCAGCAGGUGGCGCAAAUCGAGAGGGAGAGGGACGAUUGCAGAAUUGAACUGACUAGUGUGAAGAAACAAUUGGGUGAGGCAUCAGAUCACCAGAACAAGAGUGACUCCAAAAUGAAUAAUUUGAGUGCAUCAGUGAGAAAUCUUCAGGACGAGAAGGCAGCACUCGAGGCUAAAUUGUCCCAGAAACAGACGGCGUAUCAGGCGCAGCACGAGGCACUGCACUGCAAGAGUCACGAGGUCGAGUCACUUCGGGAAAAAGUCACAGCUCUGGAGCUGGCCAUCUCCAGUGAGUCAGAUGAGAAGGGCCAGUGCGAGGAAAAGCUCGAUAAGAUGAGGCAAACACUGAACAGACUGGAGAACGAGAAACGAGGACUCCAGGAGGAUCUGGGAAGAUCUGAGGCUAGAGCCACUAAAUUGGAGCUCCAGAGGAUGUCCCUCGAGGGAGAUCUUCAACGUCUCCAGAUGGUGCUUCAGGAGAAGGAUGGAAAUCUCCAGAAAUUGCAAGAUCGUCUCGAUGUCCAGAUGCGUACCUCCACUGGAUUGGAGGAACGAUGUGCCUCUCUCAAGUCCACGAUUGAACAGCUGAAUCUUGCGUUGGAGAGAGCUGCUGCAUCAGAGAAUGAAUUGAAAAAUGAGAUUGGAGUUCUGAGGAGAUCUAGUAUGGAGCACAAUGCAAUUAAUCACAGCAAUAAUGAGAAGCUCAAGCAGCUGCAGAAGCAGUUGGCAACAGCUGAGAAUGAGCGAAGAGUUGUCCAGGAGCGAUUGGAUGCUGCACAGCAGACAAUGAUGGAGCUCAAGCACAAUAAUCAAUCGGUGAUGGAUCAGAACUCGAGGUUGCAGAAUGAUCUGGCAAACAACGAGGUGCAGAGAUCUGGGCUGGAGUCACAGCUGAGGCUUGCCAGCUGGCCCCAGGAGGGCUCCAAUAAAGACGAAGAGGUCGUCAGGCAGUUGCAGAUUGCCCAGAGGGACAGAAGUGAGAUGAGAGGAAAAGUCGAUGCUCUCAACGAUAAAGUCAGGACUCUGGAAGCUGACAAGAGAAAUCUGGAGAGGCAGUUGCAGUCAGUCAGGGCCAGCGGAAGUCGCAGCAAGAGUUACGAGCGUCCUGAGAAGGCUCACCUGGAGCUGGCUGGAUCGAGCAUCAGUAUGGAGAUCUUCGAGCAGGAGAAUCGUGAGCUGAGGAUGAAAAUCAGGCGACUUGAGGCGCAAUUAGCUGAAAAAGAAGCUGAAGUUAUGAAAUGCAAGACUCUUCAUUCACACACCCAUUCACACUCGGCUCUGGACUCGGGGAGGGACAGGAUGGCUGAGAUCGAGAGGCUCAGGGCAGCUCAGCUACAGGCUGAGAAACUCCUCGAGGGCAGGGAGCAGAGCCAUCGACAGCAAGUGUCCAGACUUGAGAGCCAGAUUCAGCUGUUGAGGGAGCAGUUGAAUCAGGAGAUAAAGAGACGACAGCUUUAUGUUUUGAGGAGCUCAAGGGCUGGCAGGGAAAUGCAGCAUCUCAGGCAGGCACUUGGGGAUUCACUGAGGACUGUUGCCCAGGAUCCAUCUCUCGAUGCUAUUCUCCUGGAGCAUGAGGCCAGGAAACUUGAUACUACUGUCACCAGUACCACUAGUCUACCACCAUCUCUGGCACUUCCUCCACCUCCAUCGUCUUAUGAUCGAAGAUCUCCUCUUCCUUGAAAGGGCCGUUAACUCGGUCUGUCAGCGACGUUUUGGACUAAUUUUGGAGGUUUUUAUAACGAUCUUUCCGGAGUUUUUUUUAAAUUUACACUUUUUUAUGGGGAAUAUCGACAUCGCAGUGCAAAUUCAUACGAAAUAGUCAUUAAUGUCAUUUUUUUGUAGGUUGUAAGGAUCCAGUCAUUUUUUUUAAUGUUA
Messenger RNA from Fopius arisanus, 6096 nucleotides. It is a transcript of the gene Root, whose product is annotated as ciliary rootlet coiled-coil, rootletin. The transcript is spliced from 2 exons. Lineage: Eukaryota; Metazoa; Arthropoda; Insecta; Hymenoptera; Braconidae. The record is from RefSeq and is a predicted model, not a curated record. The coding region runs from base 85 to 5901 and encodes 1938 amino acids.